AUGGACCAAGCACCUCCUCCCUACAAUACAGCUACUAGUAUCCCUCCUCGCAUGCCUCCAACCAUGGCCCCAACUCCGAGCCUGAGCAUGGCAACUCCAUCUCCUCCAUCUCCUCCAUCUCCAGCCCACCUCCAGUCUUCUCAAUCACAGGCUCUGUUAGUCGACCUAAAAUGGAGUAAAUUGAAGUUUUUCAUUUCGCAGUUUGAUCCACAAAACCCGCAGCGAAGAGGCACACCUCUUUACCACGUCGCCCUGCAGGUCGUCAUGGCUCCACACCUUCGAUUCAAGGCUAUCGAAGGCAAUGGCACGAUCGAAAGAGAAGUCGGCACUGGCACAGUGCAUACCUUCAGCAUCUCACCAGAUUAUGAAUUAUACGGCAAACCCGCUACACUCAAGGCGCAAAAGCGCUUCAGCACCUUCUACACGCACAUGUCGACCGUUUUCUCCGACACGCAAGAACCAGUCAAAAUGACCUGGACUAGCAACACCGACUUCAAGGGCUGGGAUUUUAUCUGUGUUGACCACAACCAGGUCCCCGUUGCCAAAUUCUCCGCCAACAUCUGGGCUGUGAAGAAAUUCGGCAAGAUUGAACUGCUCGGCCCCAAGGCUUUUGAUCCCGCGGCUAGAGAUGAGAUUGUUGUUCUCGCUGUCACUUUGUUCUACUGCAUGUACCUCCGUGUCAACAACCCCUUCAAUCUGCUUGGUUCGGCCUUCAUGUCUAAGGAGAAGACCGAGCAAUCUUCGUCCCAGUCACCGCAAGCUUCCCAAUCAUCACAAGCUGAGCCCCAUUCAAGGGAGGAACUUGAGUUCUUGGCAAGGUCGAAUGUCAAUGUCCAACCGAAGCAGGAGUUCCGUGGGGAACGGGUCAUUUCUUAA
Messenger RNA from Penicillium manginii, 876 nucleotides. RefSeq lists its product as uncharacterized. The record is from RefSeq and is a predicted model, not a curated record. The transcript has a single exon. The coding region runs from base 1 to 876 and encodes 291 amino acids. Lineage: Eukaryota; Fungi; Ascomycota; Eurotiomycetes; Eurotiales; Aspergillaceae.